Molecule: messenger RNA, 1395 nt
Organism: Tauraco erythrolophus (red-crested turaco)
Lineage: Eukaryota; Metazoa; Chordata; Aves; Musophagiformes; Musophagidae
Source: RefSeq, a predicted model, not a curated record
UGCCAGCUGCUGCUCUGGACCCAGCACUCGCCUCGCAUCCAGCUGCAGAAAAACAUCCACUAUGACCUGUACCAGAAGAAAGGCUACCUGCGGGACUGCAUUGUGGCCAAUGGUACCAGCUACCGCCAAUGCCGCAGUGUUGUGGCUGUGCUACUACUACCCCAGGGCAGCGCUCCUACCCACCCUACUGCCAGCAGGUUCCUGCCAUCCCCCCGCAAUGGGCUGGAGGAGAAUUACUGCCGAAACCCUGACCGGGACAAGCGGGGCCCAUGGUGUUACACCGUCGACCCCAACGUCCGGCACCAGAGCUGUGGCAUCAAGAAGUGCGAGGACGCUGUCUGCAUGACCUGCAACGGGGAGGAGUACCGUGGUGCCGUGGACCACACAGAAUCGGGGACGGAGUGCCAGCGCUGGGACCUGCAGCACCCGCACAAGCACCCCUACCACCCCGACAAUCCGACCAUGCAAGCAGAGAAGCGCCCGCGGCCCCUCAACAUCACCACCGGCUGCUUCAGGGGCAAGGGAGAAGGCUACCGGGGCCGGGUGAACGUCACUGUGUCGGGGAUCCCCUGCCAGCGCUGGGACGCCCAGAUCCCCCACAGGCACCACUUCGCACCUGAGAAGUACCCGUGCAAGGACCUGCAGGAGAACUACUGCCGCAACCCCGAUGGCUCGGAGGCACCGUGGAUCUCACCCGUCACCCACCCCGAGGCACAGGAGAACUACUGCCGCAACCCCGAUAAUGACAGCCAUGGACCCUGGUGCUACACCAUGGACCCCCGCACCCCUUUUGACUACUGUGCCAUCAAGCCCUGCUCUGGCAGCAUGGUGCCCUCCGUCCUGGAGAAUGCAGACGUGGUGGCAUUUGAGGAGUGCGGCCAGCGGGAUGAGAGGCUGGAGGGGGAAGGGGGGGCCGUCUGGACCGUCAGCAUCCGCAACCGGGCUGGCGUGCACUUCUGCGGGGGGUCCCUGGUGAAGGAGCAGUGGGUCAUCAGCACGCGCCAGUGCUUCUCCUCCUGCUCCGAGGUCCAGCUGGGCACGCUCUUCAAGGACCCCCGCCCCGGGGACCCCGACCAGCAAACCAUUCCCAUCACGCGGAUCGUCUGCGGCCCCUCCGAGUCCCAGCUGGUGAUGCUGAAGCUGGCGAGGCCGGCGGCUCUAAACUCACGCGUGGCCCCCAUCUGCCAUCCCCCUGCCAUGGCAUUCCCAGUGCAUGCAUCCCCUGCCCGCUGCUCCGCGUGCUCGCUGCCCACAGGCACGGCGGACGGCAGCGUGCUGAACGUGGCACGGCUGCCCGUGCUGGCCCACGAUGAGUGCAAUGCGGCACUGCGCGGGCGCCUGAAGGAGAGCGAGCUGUGCACCGCCCCGCUGCAUGCCGGCGUGGGGGCCUGCGAG